Messenger RNA from Stereum hirsutum FP-91666 SS1, 783 nucleotides. RefSeq lists its product as uncharacterized. Lineage: Eukaryota; Fungi; Basidiomycota; Agaricomycetes; Russulales; Stereaceae. Gene Ontology annotation, cellular component: mitochondrion. The annotation marks the transcript as partial. The transcript is spliced from 2 exons. The record is from RefSeq and is a predicted model, not a curated record. Gene Ontology annotation, biological process: mitochondrial proton-transporting ATP synthase complex assembly.
AGAAAGGAUUCGUCACCUGUGAAGCCCCUCUCCUCCAUCCUCGCCCUACCCAAACUCCUCCAAACACCACACACGCCAGCCCAAAUCAACGCCCUCUGGACAGCCUACCACGCCUCCCGCUCCGGCGGCACAGGCCGCGGCUACAUCUGCGCCUCGAUGCCUCUAGAGACGUAUGAACGCAUGCUCGGCGUCGCCGCGAAAUGGCCGUCGUUCAUCCUGCCACUCCCGAGGGAAAUACCCGCCAACGUUCCGACAGCAGAUGGCACGACGACGACAGAGAAAGAGAAAGGACACGAGUUCCAUUACAUGCAAUGGGCGACGCACGACCCGCCUGCACUCCCUUCCGCAGACGACUCUCCUUUUCCUCCUUCCACUUCACCGCCUGCGCUCGAUCCAUUGCUCCUGGGAAAACAGAACCCGAAAACAGCGAUGAUCAUCUUCACGCCGCUAUUAGAAUACAAAAUGCGCCAAACAUUCGCGACGCCCUACCUCGUCCUCACAUUCUACACCGACCUCGCACAUACACACGGUCUCGUGUUGCUGCGGGGCGAGAUCACUCCUUCAUCAAGUUCGAAUGAAAAGGAGUGGAUGCUGAGCCAGGAGGACGCGCAGUUAUUGACGAUGGGGUUGCAGAGGUUUUAUUUGUGGCCUGUCGCUGCGGAGGGAGAGGGCGAGAGCAAGAAGGAGACGGCGGCGAAGGAGGUGUUGAGGAGGUUUCAUGAGGAGCCGGAGAGGUUUGAUUGGGAGGAUGUGGUAAGGUUGGCGGGGGAUGUUGGGGUUUGA